GGACAGGCUGGGCUCCGCGUGGCCGCUCCACGUGAGCCGUGGUGGAGCUUUUGUACAAUACACCGGGAGGGAGGAAACUUGCUGUGGGGGGGGGAGACACACGCACGCUCACGUUUUCUCGGCCUUGCUAUUAAGGAGGGAUAUUGAAAUGAAAACAUUAUUAUUUGACCGGCAAGAUUAAAAUAUGUGUGCGUUUUACAACUAGUCGUACGUUAAACUUCCCCUUCCGCUCGUUCAAACUGCUAACAUUUAGCUAACGUUAGCGCCAAGGUUAAUUCCCCAUUCGUGUUGUUGACGCCGCGGAGUAAACAAGAACAAGUGACAGCAGACGUCUCUCCUCGAGGUGUGGCACGAGAGUGGGCGUAGCUCAUAAAUAAUGGCACAAGCUCCGGUGGGGGGUGAGCGAAGAGUUCUGGCCAACCCUCUCCGGGCUUAUUCGGCGGCGUUUGACGUCACGUGAGCCGCCCGUGUCCGUUCCAUCUGAGCUCGACGACGGCUUCACACACUACACACCACACACAGCCGUGCCCGUGACUUGGAGCCGCCGGAUGCAAAUGAGAAAGUACAGACAGAAGGAGGAAACGACCCCCCCGCCGCCCUCCCACCGCCGCUCGGGUACCUCCUCCCACUUCCACGCGACGGACAAGUGAGCGCGAGCCCACAGAAGACAAACAUCAAGUUGUCAUUUCAACGACAACAUCGACACUCUGGCGUCGAUUUCGCUCUUUUUUUUUGUUUGUUUCCAAAAUCGGUCCGUACUUUCUUUUUGAGGACUUUUCACCAGAUCCGUUGCUCCAUUUUUGAAACGACUGGAUAUAAUUUUCCAUUAUUUUUUAGGGGUUGCAAUUUCUCGCAUUGCACUGUUCUGACCCCCCCCCACCCCCCUACACUAGUACAUUUUGGUGAGCUUUUCCACUCAGCUGAUCCUCCCACACUGCACUGAGAAUAACGAUUUGGAUCCCCCCCACCCCACCGGAGGAGUGAAAUGGAAUACUUCGAGGCAAACAGCCGUGCAAGGAAAUAAAGGGAGCCUUCUGGUCCUCUCAUCAGGUGAUUAAAGUCAUCCAAACUCGUUUUUGUAGAUCCUGUGGUCACCUCUUCUCGCCCCUCCCAAGUACAUCCCCCUUCCCACCUCCCACCUUCACCUCACAGGUGUCUCUCCGUGCCUCCCCCCUCCCCACCCCCCACCCUCCUGCCGUCUGGCCCAGGAUGUCCAGGCAGCUCACCCAGCUCCCGACACCGGAAUUGCCCGCGGGCGCCAGCCCACAGUUCGGGACUUGCACACAGCCCGGGGGCUCCCUCACCGCGGGGCACCUCAACUCCAUGGUGGGACUCAAAUCCCUGCUGCAGCACCCCAUGAAGGGGGACCAGCGCCUGAGAAGCCCCUGUGAUCUCAAAGACAAAGAGCGAUCUAUGGACCUCGAUGAAGACUCUAUGGGCGUGUGCUCCAUGAGGAACACGUCUGGAAUAGGCAGCGGCAGUGCCGGCAACGGCUGCAAUGGCACAAGUACCGGUGGCAACGGAGGCGGCAAUUUCAACCAGUUCUUGGGCCCCCUCUUAUGGGAUCGCACCCUGCCGGCGGACGGGGGCCUGUUCCAGCUGCAGUACAUGGACUUGGAGGAGUUUCUGACUGAAAACGGAAUGGGCAGCAUGCACAGCAACAACAGCUCCAGUUCGGCCCAGAUCCCCUCGCAGAGCUCCCAGUCCGCAGUGCCCAACCAGAGCUCCCAGUGCCUACCGCCCCCAUCCCCGGCUGGCUCCUCGUCGUCGUCGCCCUCAUCUUCGUCCUCCCCGUCCCUGCUCGGUUUGGAGGUGGCGCAGCCUCAAAGCCUCACCGGAGGAAACGACUGUCUGCACGGGAGCCAGACGAGUAUGAACGAUUCCUGCGAGUCGCCAUCCUCCUCCUCUUCCUCGCCGUCGUCCUCCUCGUGCCCGCCCUUGCUGACGCCGACGGGCAGCGGGCCGGACGUGGUGGGAAUUUUCGACAUGGACCCGUCGGACAUCGUUUUGUCCAACGGGCCCGGGCAGCAGAACUUUGACCCCAGGCAGACCUUCAGCGAAGAGGAGCUCAAGCCGCAGCCCAUGGUGAAGAAGGCACGCAAGAUCCUGGUGCCCGAUAAUAUGAAGGACGAGAAGUAUUGGAGCAGAAGAUACAAGAACAACGAGGCGGCAAAGCGCUCUCGAGACGCGCGGCGCCUCAAGGAGAACCAGAUAUCGGUGCGGGCCGCCUACCUGGAGCGAGAGAAUGCCGCCCUGCGACAGGAAGUGGCAGAGAUGCGUAAGGAACUGGGUCGGUGCCGCAACAUCCUGAGCAAAUACGAGAACCGUCUGGCUGACCAGUGAUCGAGGAGGACGAGGAAGAGGAGUGAAAUAAGCUGGAUUCCUUUUUAAGACUUUGGAUUUUUAGGUUGACAGGUUGGAAAAGUCUGGAAUCAUGAUGAUGAUGAUGAUGAUGAUGAUGAUAAUGAUGAUGAUGAUGAAUGUAUCAGGAGGAGGAAGGAGUGCGUACCUACCGCAGCUCAGGUGUUUUUGUCGAGCUCUUUAAAAACGACGGACGGAGAGAAUAAUUUAACAGAUGUGACUUUUAAGGGUUUUGCUAUUGGAGAAUUGUAUAUUUUUAUAAUACUUCAGAAAACAUUUAGAAGGAGAGUAGAAAUUUGGAGAAUAAUUUUGUACAUUUUCUACGUGACUAGAGAUUGGGGGAACACUAUCUUUUUAUCGCAGACGAGUCCGGCGCAACGUGGGGGAGGGGCUCAGCCGUCGAAGGGUAUUUUCAGUUUUGCGACUCCUUUGUAAAUGUCGGGAUGCUGCGGCGAGGGCGAGGAACGUGUGUAACAAUUGUAAUAUAGAGAGCAAAAAUGAUCUUCACGUCGUAUAGUUCAACAUUUUUUUGUGGAUUUUACUUAUGCAUUGAAGCAACGCAAGCACUUAUGUUUUCUUUCGUUUACCCCUCCCGCCCCAUCCUCCCUAUUUGUGGGAGAGAGCAGCUGAGACGUUUUGUGCAUUUUUUUUUUUUUUUUUUU
Syngnathoides biaculeatus (alligator pipefish) is the source of this 3023-nucleotide messenger RNA. It is a transcript of the gene dbpb, whose product is annotated as D site albumin promoter binding protein b. Gene Ontology annotation, cellular component: nucleus. Lineage: Eukaryota; Metazoa; Chordata; Actinopteri; Syngnathiformes; Syngnathidae. The transcript has 5 exons. The coding region runs from base 1210 to 2343 and encodes 377 amino acids. The record is from RefSeq and is a predicted model, not a curated record. Gene Ontology annotation, molecular function: RNA polymerase II cis-regulatory region sequence-specific DNA binding; DNA-binding transcription factor activity, RNA polymerase II-specific. Gene Ontology annotation, biological process: regulation of transcription by RNA polymerase II.